This is a messenger RNA of Vigna angularis (adzuki bean), 904 nucleotides long. RefSeq names its product ADP-ribosylation factor. Gene Ontology annotation, biological process: vesicle-mediated transport; intracellular protein transport. Gene Ontology annotation, molecular function: GTP binding; GTPase activity. Gene Ontology annotation, cellular component: cytoplasm. The coding region runs from base 175 to 720 and encodes 181 amino acids. The transcript has 7 exons. NCBI's taxonomy places the organism in Eukaryota, Viridiplantae, Streptophyta, Magnoliopsida, Fabales, Fabaceae. The record is from RefSeq and is a predicted model, not a curated record.
AUUUUGAAGAGUAGCUUUUUGUAUGAUUUUGAAAAGCGGAGAGCGAAUAAGGAACCGUAGAACCCCCUCACCAAAUCAUUUACUAAACGCUCUCCGCUCCCAAACAACAUCAGAUCUCAUCGCAAGUUCCCCAAUACAACUUCCUCUUUCUCAUAUCUCUAAGAAUAGUUGAAAAUGGGGCUCUCAUUCACCAAGCUUUUCAGUCGCUUGUUUGCCAAGAAGGAGAUGCGUAUACUUAUGGUCGGUCUCGACGCCGCCGGUAAGACCACCAUUCUCUACAAACUCAAGCUCGGAGAGAUCGUCACCACCAUUCCCACCAUUGGGUUUAAUGUGGAAACUGUGGAAUAUAAGAACAUCAGCUUCACUGUUUGGGAUGUUGGUGGCCAGGACAAGAUCCGUCCUUUGUGGAGACAUUACUUCCAAAAUACCCAAGGUCUUAUAUUUGUGGUUGAUAGCAAUGACCGAGAUCGUGUUGUGGAAGCUAGAGACGAGCUGCACAGGAUGUUGAAUGAGGAUGAGUUGAGAGAUGCUGUGCUACUUGUUUUUGCAAACAAGCAAGAUCUUCCAAAUGCUAUGAAUGCUGCCGAAAUAACUGACAAACUUGGUCUUCAUUCUCUCCGUCAGCGUCACUGGUAUAUCCAGAGCACAUGUGCCACAUCUGGUGAAGGACUUUACGAAGGACUUGACUGGCUCUCAAACAACAUUGCAAACAAGGCAUAGUGAUCAUCAUUUAUGGAUUGCUUGGAUUUUGGUUGAGUUUAUAGCGAUUGUGACUUCCGAUGUUUGAUACAGUUACCUUGUUUAGAAUCUUUUAUCUCAUCUAGCAUGUAUUAUUUGUCUUUGAUAAAGAACAACAUAUUUACAACCUAAUAUUAAAAUAAUCUGCAUUCUUUUCCGUGUAUAA